Molecule: messenger RNA, 3858 nt
Organism: Lepus europaeus (European hare)
Lineage: Eukaryota; Metazoa; Chordata; Mammalia; Lagomorpha; Leporidae
Gene: SIN3B
Product: SIN3 transcription regulator family member B
Exons: 19
Coding region: 20-3376 (1118 amino acids)
Biological process (GO): negative regulation of transcription by RNA polymerase II
Cellular component (GO): chromatin
Molecular function (GO): transcription corepressor activity
Source: RefSeq, a predicted model, not a curated record
UUCGGCUCUGACUUCCAACAUGGCGCACGCGGGUGGCGGCAGCGGCGUCGGGGGCUCCGCGGGCCGAGGGCUGAGCGGCGCCCGCUGGGGUCGCUCGGGCUCCGUGGGCCACGAGAAGCUGCCGGUGCAUGUCGAGGACGCUCUGACUUACCUGGACCAGGUGAAGAUCCGUUUCGGCAGCGACCCCGCUACCUACAACGGCUUCCUGGAGAUCAUGAAGGAGUUCAAAAGCCAGAGCAUCGACACCCCCGGAGUCAUCAGGCGCGUGUCGCAGCUCUUCCACGAGCACCCCGACCUCAUCGUGGGGUUCAACGCCUUCCUGCCGCUGGGGUACAGGAUCGACAUCCCCAAGAAUGGCAAGCUGAAUGUGCAGUCGCCCCCGCCGGGCCAGGAGGAUGCGCACGGCCACGGCCACGGGGACUGCGCUGGGGACGUCAAGCAGCCUGCGCCAUACAAGGAGGACCGACCACAGGCGGCGCUGGAGUCCGACUCGGUGGAGUUCAACAACGCCAUCAGCUACGUGAACAAGAUCAAGACCCGCUUCCUGGACCACCCCGAGAUCUACCGCUCCUUCCUGGAGAUCUUGCACACCUACCAGAAGGAGCAGCUGGGUGCCAAGGGCCGGCCGUUCCGCGGCAUGUCGGAGGAGGAGGUGUUCGCUGAGGUGGCCAGCCUCUUCCGCGGCCAGGAGGACCUGCUCUCCGAGUUCGGCCAGUUCCUGCCUGAAGCCAAGCGCUCCCUGUUCACAGGAAACGGGACGUGCGAGACGAGCAGCGUCCCCAAGGCCGGACACGAGAGGGGCUUGGAGCACAGCAAAAAGCGCUCACGGCCCUCGCUGCUCCGGCCCGUGUCGGCGCCUGCCAAGAAGAAGAUGAAGCUGCGUGGGAACAAGGACCUGUCCAUCGCGGCCGUGGGGAAGUACGGGACCCUGCAGGAGUUCUCCUUCUUCGACAAGGUGCGCCGCGUGCUCAAGAGCCAGGAGGUGUACGAGAACUUCCUGCGCUGCAUCGCGCUCUUCAACCAGGAGCUGGUGUCGGGCUCCGAGCUCCUGCAGCUGGUCAGCCCCUUCCUAGGGAAGUUCCCGGAACUCUUUGCACAGUUCAAGUCCUUCCUGGGGGUGAAGGAGCUCUCGUUCGCGCCGCCCAUGAGCGAGCGGUCCGGGGACGGGAUGAGCCGCGAGAUUGACUACGCCUCCUGCAAACGCAUCGGCUCCAGCUACCGGGCGCUGCCCAAGACCUACCAGCAGCCGCGCUGCAGCGGGCGCACAGCCAUCUGCAAGGAGGUGCUGAACGACACCUGGGUGUCCUUUCCCUCGUGGUCGGAGGACUCCACCUUUGUCAGCUCUAAGAAGACACCCUACGAGGAGCAGCUGCACCGCUGUGAGGAUGAGCGCUUCGAGCUGGACGUCGUCCUGGAGACCAACCUGGCCACCAUCCGUGUGCUGGAGAGCGUGCAGAAGAAGCUGUCGCGGAUGGCGCCCGAGGACCAGGAGAAGUUCCGGCUGGACGACUCGCUGGGCGGCACGUCCGAGGUGAUCCAGCGGCGCGCCAUCCACCGCAUCUACGGGGACAAGGCCCCCGACAUCGUGGAGAGCCUCAAGAAGAACCCGGUCACCGCCGUGCCCGUGGUGCUCAAAAGGCUGAAGGCCAAGGAGGAGGAGUGGCGGGAGGCGCAGCAGGGCUUCAACAAGGUGUGGCGGGAGCAGUAUGAGAAGGCGUACCUCAAGUCCCUGGACCACCAGGCCGUGAACUUCAAGCAGAACGACACCAAGGCCCUGCGCUCCAAGAGCCUGCUCAACGAGAUUGAGAGCGUCUACGACGAGCACCAGGAGCAGCACUCGGAGGGCCGCAGCGCGCCGCCCAGCGAGCCGCACCUGGUCUUCGUGUACGAGGACCGGCAGAUCCUGGAGGACGCGGCGGCGCUCAUCAGCUACUACGUGCAGCGGCAGCCGGCCAUCCAGAAGGAGGACCAGGGCACCAUCCGCCAGCUGCUGCACCACUUCCUGCCCAGCCUCUUCUUCUCGCAGCAGCUCGAGCUGGGCGCCGACGAGGAGUCCGCCGACGAGGAGCGCGACGGGGCGCCGGGCGCCGGGCAGGGCGCGGGCGGGGACGCGGCCGAGCGCAGGAAGCCGGGGCCGGGGUCGGGGCCAGGGCCGGGGCCGGCGGAGGAGAGGGCGGCGGCGGCGGCGGCGCUGGACGACGUGUACAGCCUGCUCUUCGCCAACAACAACUGGUACUUCUUCCUGCGGCUGCACCAGACGCUGUGCGCGCGCCUGCUGCGCAUCUACCGGCAGGCGCAGAAGCAGCUGCUGGAGUUCCGGCGCGAGAAGGAGCGCGAGAAGCUGCUGUGCGACGGCCGCCGCGAGAGGGGCAGCGACCCCGCCAUGGAGCUGCGGCUCAAGCAGCCCAGUGAGGUGGAGCUGGAGGAGUACUACCCGGCCUUCCUGGACAUGGUGCGCAGCCUGCUGGAGGGCAGCAUCGACCCCACGCAGUACGAGGACACGCUGCGCGAGAUGUUCACCAUCCACGCCUACAUCGGCUUCACCAUGGACAAGCUGGUGCAGAACAUCGCCCGGCAGCUGCACCACCUGGUGAGCGACGACGUGUGCCUGAAGGUGGUGGAGCUCUACCUGAGCGAGAAGCGGCGCGGCGCGGCCGGCGGGAACCUGUCCUCCCGCUGCGUGCGCGCCGCCCGCGAGACCAGCUACCAGUGGAAGGCCGAGCGCUGCAUGGCCGACGAGAACUGCUUCAAGGUGAUGUUCCUCCAGCGCAAAGGCCAGGUCAUCAUGACCAUCGAGCUCCUGGACACUGAGGAGGCCCAGACGGAGGACCCCGUGGAGGUGCAGCACCUGGCACGCUACGUGGAGCAGUACGUGGGGACCGAGGGAGCGUCAAGCUCACCCUCAGAGGGCUUCCUGCUCAAGCCUGUGUUCCUGCAGAGGAACCUGAAGAAGUUCCGGCGCUGGCAGUGCGAGCAGGUGCGGGCCCUGCGCGGCGAGGCCAAGAGCGCGUGGAAGCGGCUGACGGGCGUGGAGAGCGCGUGCGGCGUGGACUGCCGCUUCAAGCUGGGCACGCACAAGAUGGUGUUCGUGGUCAACUCCGAGGACUACAUGUACCGCCGCGGGACCCUCUGCCGCGCCAAGCAGGUGCAGCCGCUCGUGCUGCUGCGGCACCACCAGCACUUCGAGGAGUGGCACAGCCGCUGGCUGGAGGACCACGUGACGGGGGAGGCGGCCGGCCUGGUGCAGGACUGGCUGAUGGGCGAGGAGGACGAGGACAUGGUGCCCUGCCAGACGCUGUGCGAGACGGCGCACGUGCAUGGCCUGCCAGUCACGCGCUACCGCGUGCAGUAUGGCCGCCGCCCCGCCUCGCCUUGAGCGCCCCGGGGAGGGUCCGCCUCCAAGAGACGCGGAGCACCCUGGGAGCUGGCGCUGCGGGCGGGCGGGCCCCCCGGGGGCCUGGUGCCGGCGGGGGGCCGUGCACUGGGCGAUUCUCCCCUCCUGCCACGGCCCAGGGCUCCUCGGGGGUGAGGUCGCCCCAGGGAGCCCCCACUCCUGCCGCCUUUGCCGUGCCAAGGAGCCCCAGUGGCUGCGGACGGGGCCCAAGCCCGACCCCCGGAGCCAGCCGCCGGGACAGGGGCGCUGACCCCCCCGGUUCCUGGAGGCAGAGCCGCGCUGCUGGAAGUUCCUGGGGACCCGGAGGCGCUGCGCCCCGAGGAGGCCCCCUGUGCCCGCCCCUGCCCUGCCGCAUGCGCCCCGGAGACCUUUCUGUUCUGGGCCUGUCCGUCCUCUGCCGCUGUUUUGAAUGUAGUUCUCCUUUUCUAUUUAUUUGCACAUUAAAGUUAAAGGUUAAACGCGGA